CGCGAGCGAGUGUUUCGAGAGUUUCGUGAAGUGUCGGAAGUGAAGUAAAUUGUCGGGCGUUCGUGCCAGUUCGUGCCAACAUUCGUCAGUCGGAUGCGAUGUAUUGUGCGAAGUUGUGUCGUGUUUAAUCGUGUUUUGCAUCUUCUCCGCUGCCUCAUAACUCGAGUUUCCGACGCAGAAAGAAGAUUAUUGCCUGAAUGGAAAUUUACCCAAGGUCGAGAGGUCUUUAAUUGUCGUUAGAAGAUCCGAGAGGCUCGAACUAGAUGGCGGGACGUGGAUCGCGCGACGGGGAGAGGCGUCUCCGACGGUUCGUCCAGCGGGGGGCCCUAUAUACAUAACCAACAACAAUGUCGUCGGUCACGUCCGAGGGAGCCGCGAGAGCCGAGUGAGCGCGGCGACGAUGCCGAGGUAGUCGCCGUCGGUUUCUCCCGGCCCCUUCACUCUCCUUCUCUCGCUCUCUUUCUCUUUCGUCCUCACUCACGACCGAGAAGGUGAGCGCGCGCGUCCAUCCCCGUCCCUGUGUGUGCGUGCGUGAUACUCGUGUCGAGGUGAACGCUUGCGGAAAGUCGGCAGUCGGUGUCGGGAGACUUCCCCCCCCGCGUCGUCGCACGGAUGCGUCGUUCCUGUUGAGUGAGCAGAAAAGCUGCUGCCGCGAACCGCCGCCUCCUGGUGCCGGACAGUGGGAACAUGGAGGACUACAAGUUUCUGUUCAAGGUCGUGCUCGUGGGGAACGCCGGUGUGGGCAAGACCUGUCUGGUGCGACGGUUUACUCAGGGUUUAUUUCCACCUGGACAAGGUGCAACGAUCGGAGUUGACUUUAUGAUUAAAACUGUCGAAGUAGAAAAUGAAAAAGUCAAGUUGCAAAUCUGGGAUACUGCAGGUCAGGAAAGAUUUCGUUCCAUUACACAAAGUUAUUAUAGAUCAGCACAUGCAUUGAUAUUAGUUUAUGAUAUUUCUUGUCAACCUACAUUUGAUUGUCUGCCAGAUUGGUUAAGGGAAAUCGAAGAAUAUGCCAGUAAUAAAGUUCUUAGGAUAUUAGUAGGAAAUAAAAUUGAUCGAGAAGAUAGAGAGAUACCGACGCAUGUGGGAGAAGAUUUUGCGCAGAGACAUGGCAUGUACUUCUUAGAAACGUCUGCCAAAGAAGCAGAAAAUGUAGAGAGAUUAUUUAUGGAGAUAGCAGCCGAGCUUAUGGAGCAAGCACGCAGUAAGGAAUUACCUCGGUAUGAAACGAAUACAACUUCGAUAAACGGUAAAACAACGUCGAUCGGUGAUAGUAGUAAUUGCGGUUGUAGCAGACUCUCUUAAGUAAUUUUUGUAUGUUAUACUAUACCUUUUUUUAUAGACCAGGGUGAUUGAAAUCGAGCGUAUCAAUAUUUGAUAAUUUUAGGAAACGUAUAGUACACGUAUAUCUUUGAUACACAGUGUUAUUGUUUAGUGUUAUGAUAUUAUAUGCUACGUUGCUUUAUACUAUGUUGUAAGAUAUAUUUAAUAUUUAAAACAAGACUUUAAAUAUGUCAUUAAGCACUCUAGCUUGUAGGAAAUUAAAUUUUUAUAGAUAUAUAGCGCUAUUAUCGCGUUAAUUUUAAUUGAAUUAAUACAGCUUGAUGUUAAAUUGUGUUUAAGCUUUUAUUUCCAUGCGCGAUGGAAAUUUUAUUUCAAAUAACUGUAGUAUUUUUCUUGUGUUACUUCGAAAGUACAAAUAGUUAUUAUCACAAUGGAUUUUGGUAACUCGUCCAAAAUCUUAUUAGUAAUAAUGAGAUUUUUACAACACACGUCACAAGCCUACAAUGUAUAAAGUUAUUUCUAAUGUGCAAUAUUUAUGUGUUUACCACGCUAUUUCAAAGAAGACAGCUCACAAUAUGCUCACAUAACAGCAUGUUAAAAUUAAUUCAGAAAUGACAUAACUCUAUAUACGAUAAUCAACGAGAAUAAUUUUUUAUUUUAAUGGAUUAUUUAUGUAAUAUAAUUUGGAAAAGUGAUAACAGGAUAUAUAUGAUAUUAUUAUAAUGUAGCUGUAUUAGCAUUUACACAAGAUCAGAUCUUUGUUAUAUUUAGUUUAUAUUUAUAAUUUGUAGAUCUUAUUAACAACGUGUGAUUGAUUAUUAAUUAUUCUAUAUACAUCUCGUAUAACGUUAAAAUGUCUAGUCUUUUCACACUUCUUUUAUAUUUUAUAUACUCCAAUAUAUACAUAACCGUUAUAAAUAAUGUGCAUUUUGUUAUAAAUUCCUUGUUGGUAAAAUUGUUUUAAUAAUUUAACUUAUCAGUAUCAAUUAUAUCAAUUAAAUCUAUAUAUUAUAUAGAUUGUUUCUUUUAUGAGUUGUGAUUUUAUCAGAAAAAGAUUCACCUUCUUCAGCGAAGACUUUCUACAGCAAAAGAAGAUUAAAGUUUGAAAUGAUUUCAUAUUCAAUUUUUAUUCAUCCGUUAAUACCUAUUUUUUGUAUAGAUUCUGUAAUUUUUAGAAGAAUGCCUAACAAUUUGUGUAUGAUACAUUUUUAAAAUCAAUGUAUUUUACUUACACCAAUAAUUAAGAUCUUUUAGUUUAUACAAGUUAUUUAGUUUAAAGUUACUCCAAAGAUUUUAUGUUAUACAAAAACGUUUUGUUAUAAUUACAUAAUGUAAAUUAUACAUAAUAUAAAUCAUAACUGAUAAUAAAAUCUAUAUUCAAAACGUAUAUAUCAA
Molecule: messenger RNA, 2679 nt
Organism: Solenopsis invicta (red fire ant)
Lineage: Eukaryota; Metazoa; Arthropoda; Insecta; Hymenoptera; Formicidae
Product: ras-related protein Rab-30
Exons: 5
Coding region: 688-1305 (205 amino acids)
Cellular component (GO): trans-Golgi network
Molecular function (GO): GTP binding; GTPase activity
Source: RefSeq, a predicted model, not a curated record